Chenopodium quinoa (quinoa) is the source of this 2429-nucleotide messenger RNA. Its product is annotated as protein FAR1-RELATED SEQUENCE 8-like. The record is from RefSeq and is a predicted model, not a curated record. The transcript has 3 exons. The coding region runs from base 787 to 1461 and encodes 224 amino acids. Gene Ontology annotation, biological process: regulation of DNA-templated transcription. NCBI's taxonomy places the organism in Eukaryota, Viridiplantae, Streptophyta, Magnoliopsida, Caryophyllales, Amaranthaceae.
UUUCGUGGGUUGUAGUAAUCUCUGACUUUGGUACCUGUUGGAUUUUGUAGUUGAUUGGUUCUUCCACGUAGCUUUACAUCUGAAAAAAAUCUGACCGUUCCAAUUCACGACGUUAAUUAACGAUUUCUGUCCGAAGUAUCCUAUUCAUAGUUUUUCGUGGGUGGUUGAGUUUUGUCUGCGGUUUACAAGCAUAGCUGAUUACCUUGUUGUCGCUUGAGAAGGGGCUAGGGUUUGGAUCACGGGGGAACUGGAGCAUUGAAGCCUCUAUAGACGGGGUUCUCCGUUAGUAUAUUUCUGUUGGUGUAGGGGUGGGAAUCAGGAUUUAUAAAAUGGAGGACGUAGGAUUUGUAGGUGGUGAAGGUGGUAACGGAGUGUGUGAUUUGGGAAGUGGCGUUAAUCCCCUUAUGGUAGAGGAUGAUUUGGUUAAUGGUGUUAGUGGUGAAGUUAGUGUGGAGGAGUUAAAUCCCACAGGUGAUGGGUUUACAACACUAGCCGCAAUGAGAGGAGAGUACGUGUUGUGAGGGGCAAGAAUUUUGUCCUCCCUUUAACACAGUAGAGACUAUGGAAGCUGAAGUCGAUAGUAAUCGUGGUAGUGGAUUUAAUGUUGUCAAUGCUCCUUGUGUGGGAAUGAUUUUUAAGACUUAGCAAGAUGUUGAAUUUUAUUACAAAGAAUUCGCACAACAAAAAGGGUUUGGUGUGAGUAGGGUUGUUGGUGUGUACUCCAAGGAUGGUCUUUGGGAUAGGAUUGCUAUUACUUGGAGGUUUGAGUGUUGGGGUAGGCCAAAUAUGAGGGCUGUUAGGGAAGCCAAAAAAAGGGCAAAAGCAAUGGAAGUUGGUGGUACAGUUGGGGUGGCUGGUGCAAAAGUUUGUGAGGAUGAGCUUAGUAGGAGAAAGAGAAAGUCUAAGAAGUGUGAGUGUAAGGCAAUGAUAUAUGCAGGGCGGUGUAGUGAAGGGGGUUGGGUUAUAAGGAGAGUGGAGUUGGAGCAUGCUAACCAUUCUCCAAAACCAGAUGAUGCAAAGCUUGUGAAGGAGUACCAAAUGAAGAAACUCACAUCAAGUGUUAGGAGGAAGUUGUUGAAAUAUCAUGAUAAAGGUGUACCAGUUUCGCAAAUUCAUGGGUGCUUAGAAAAUGAUAGUGAUGUAGAAGAAAGGUUGCGGCUGACAGUGAAAGACCUUCAACACGAAGUUUAUAAGGUAAAGAAGUUGAGAAUGGUGGGUGGUGAUUCAGCUGCAAUGAUGGUGUAUUUUGAACAAAUGCAAGCAGACAACCAAAAUUUCUACCAUGCACAACGUUUGGAUGAAAUGGGUAGAUUAAAGGAUGUCUUUUGGGUUGAUGCAAGGAGUCGUGCGGCCUAUGAGGAGUUUGGUGAUGUUGUUUGCUUCGAUGCAACUUAUCUUACAAAUAAUUAUGACCUUCCAUUUGCUAAUUUUGUUGGGGUAAACCACACUCUAUCCUGCUAGGAUGUGCGCUUGUUUCCCACGAGGACUGCGAUACAUUCACAUGGGUGUUUAAUCAAUGGUUGUCUUGCAUGAACAACCGUGCGCCUUUAGCUAUUCUUACUGGUCAGGCCCCGGCUAUGAGGAAGCCCCUAGAGGAAACCAUGCCGGAAACUCGUCAUUGGUGGUGUAUUUGGCACAUAAUGAAGAAGAUCCCUGAAAAACUUGGGAAAUGUGAUGGCUACAAUGAAUCGAAGAAAGAGUUGAAGGUUGUUGUGUAUGAGUCUGACCGUCCUAGAAUUUGAGGACCGUUGGAAUGAAUUUAUUACAUAGUACAAGCUCGAUAGGAUUGAGUGGCUUAGCUAUUUGUACAAAGAGCAUCACAUGUGGGUACCAGCUUUCAUGAAGGAGUAUUUCUGGGCUGGUUUGAAGACAACACAACGUGUGGAGAGUAUUAAUAGCUUUUUUGAUGGCUUUUUGACCCGGAACACCAAACUAUAUGAGUUUCCCCUCAAAUAUUCACAAGCCAUGAGGAAAAGGGUUUGCGAUGAAACGGAUGCUGAUGCAAAUUGUUGCAAGUAUAUUCGAAGACUAGCUACCGGGUAUAAGGUGGAGAAGGUUUUUCAGAAAAUUUACACAGACUGCAAAUUUCAAGAAGUCCAAACGGAAUGUAUUCGAUUGAAUUAUUGUUGAGGAUCGUGUGUUUGGAUUGUGUUGGAGGGGUCAAGUGAGGAGUUCAUAACCGAUCGUAAGAGGCUUUAUUCUGUGCAGUACAACAACAAAAGUAGAGAGGUUUCAUGUAAAUGUCGGAAAUUUGAGACGCAUGGUAUUAUGUGUAAACACAUGAUGAGGGUGUUAGAUUUGAAUAUGGUUUUUGACAUUCCAAGUAAGUACAUUUUAAAUUGGUGGCGGAAAGACAUAUUUCGCAAACACACUCUAGUUAAGGUGGCUUAUCAUGAUCCUUCGGACACUAUAGAAGUGAAAAGACACAA